Molecule: messenger RNA, 1560 nt
Organism: Symbiodinium necroappetens
Lineage: Eukaryota; Dinophyceae; Suessiales; Symbiodiniaceae
Source: the annotation of a GenBank genome assembly
AUGGCCGACGCUCCUCCCUGCGCCGCACCUUCGAGCCUCGCCAAUCGUUUCGCUCGUCUUUCAGACGCCACACUGAACUACACGAUGGCCGAGGUGGAGGCAAUGAGUCUGCAGGAGCACGGUCAGUUGACCGUCACCUUUGGAACGAAGGUACGAGGCCGUCGUUUCGAGGAAAUCCUCGAGACCGAUCCUGCUUGGGUGAAGUGGUGCCUGGAGCACCUCUCCGAAAGCACCAAGCAUGCCCACAAGGUGUUCCUUCGCUAUGUGGAACGCGUCGUGGAGCAAGCCGAGGCCAUCGAGACCGAGUUGAUUGUGCCACCGUUCGGUCACAGCCCCAAGAACGACCGAGGACCGAAAGCUGGACCCAAGAGCCGAGCUGCUCCUCGUCCGAAAGCAGCAGCCGCUGCCGAGGACGAUCGCUGGGACAUGAUCAGCGAAUCCAGCGCGGUUCUUCAGGUCGAAGUGAACACUCUGACCGAGCGCAUGAGUCACAUGGAAAGCAUGAUGCAACAGAUCGUUCAGCAUCUGAGUGCUGUGACGAGCUCCCCGAACGCCUCACCCGAGAAGAGCCUCGCCCCAGUUCUCGAACCAUCGCCGCAUCAUCCCAAGGAGAUCACACUCGCCCAGGUGUAUCUAGAUCCCGCCGGCGAGUUCCGAUCGGAACAAAUCCUAGAAUUCUUUCAACAGAUGAACACGCGGACUUGGGUGACGGCCGCAGCCUGGCAGCGAGGUCGUUUAGAAAGGCACGGAGACAUCCUGAAGGACAUGCUUGCUCGCCUGGACAUUGAGAGUCCCAUUGUCAAUGACACUGCAUUUGAUCAGGUCCUUCAACAGGCUGUUUUAGCGAAAAAUUCUUUGAUCCGGCAUGGAGGGUUCUCUCCAGAGCAGAUUGUGUUCGGGAAGUCUCUCCGUGUUCCUGGGAGUGUGUCUUCCGACGAAGAAGCCCCGGCGCACGCUUUGACCGAAGGCACCGAUCUUGAAUCCGAAAUGUUUCGUCAAAAGCUAGAGUUACGGUGUCGGGCCCGGCGCGCGUUCAUGGAUGCCGACAACUCCCAGGCCAUUCGUCGAGCCUCACUCCGGCGAAGUAAUCCAUCUCGGGGACCGUUUGUUGCGGGCAUGUGGGUUCUGUAUUGGGUUAAGAAAUCGUCACCAAAUAGGCUCGCUGCUGGUCGCUGGCAUGGGCCGGCGAAAGUAAUCUGCAGCGAAGGCAAGUCAGUGAUUUGGCUAGCUCAUGGAACCAACAUCAUAAGAGCGGCACCCGAGAACUUGAGACCUGCGUCUCUUCGCGAAUGGCAGCAUUUGUCAGACAGCCAGUUGGAAGAGCCAUUGAAGAAUGUUGGAGGGGCGAGUGCUUCCACUGCCGUAGAGCCCGUUUCCACCAGCCCUCUAGAAGAAGAACCGCUGCCCCUUCAGAUUCUGUCCUUGGCACUGCUCCUCCCGAGACCUCUCUUCAGCCCCAAGACAUCCCAGUGCCCGAUUCUGAUGAUGGGCUUGCCAGUGAUCACUUGUUUAUGGCCCAAGAGGAAUCCGGUAUCACUGAUGAGCAAGGUUGUGAAUUGA